This is a messenger RNA of Capsella rubella, 1449 nucleotides long. RefSeq names its product transcription factor MYB105. Gene Ontology annotation, molecular function: RNA polymerase II cis-regulatory region sequence-specific DNA binding; DNA-binding transcription factor activity, RNA polymerase II-specific. The record is from RefSeq and is a predicted model, not a curated record. The coding region runs from base 73 to 825 and encodes 250 amino acids. The transcript has 2 exons. NCBI's taxonomy places the organism in Eukaryota, Viridiplantae, Streptophyta, Magnoliopsida, Brassicales, Brassicaceae. Gene Ontology annotation, cellular component: nucleus. Gene Ontology annotation, biological process: regulation of DNA-templated transcription.
ACUAAUCCAUCUUAUUCCUCUUUCUUCAACAAUUGCUUGGUUUUGAUAUUGGUGGAGAUAGAGAUAGCAUCCAUGGAAAUGUCUAGAGGAAGCAACAGUUUUGACAGUAAGAAGCCUAGUUGCCAGAGAGGUCACUGGAGACCUGUUGAAGACGACAAUCUCCGGCAACUCGUGGAACAGUACGGUCCCAAGAACUGGAAUUUCAUUGCUCAACAUCUCUAUGGGAGAUCAGGGAAAAGUUGUAGAUUGAGAUGGUAUAACCAACUCGAUCCGAACAUCACCAAGAAUCCUUUCACCGAGGAGGAAGAAGAGAGACUGCUUAAGGCUCAUCGGAUCCAGGGGAAUCGUUGGGCCUCUAUAGCUCGACUGUUCCCUGGGAGGACCGACAACGCUGUCAAGAACCAUUUUCAUGUAAUCAUGGCCAGACGCAAACGCGAAAACUCCUCUUCCAUGGCUACUUCAACGUCCAACCAAACCUUGCAUAAUGUUUUGAGUCCUAUUUCUACUGUAACAAGGCUUAAUAGAUCCCAGUUUGGGCUAUGGAGGUAUCAAAAGAAUAAGAGUCGCGGUCUCUGGCCUUACUCUUUUGUUCCAGCCCCUCGAGAUGAUGAGUUUGGAUCUUCCUCGGUGUCUAACAUCCGCCACGAGAUUUAUCUUGAGAGAAGAACGUCGAAAGAGUUGGUGGAUCAUCACAAUCACACAUUUCACGGAGCAACAGAAGAUCAUAACAAGACUUCAGGUGAAGAUGGACCAUCUAAGGGAAAUGAUGUUGGGAAGAACAAUGUUACUUUCAUUGAUUUUCUUGGUGUCGGAUUAACUUCUUAGGUUGUUAUAUCACAUCUUUAGCGAUUUUUAAGGUUUAACUCAUUAGGGUUAGCUAUCAUUUUCAGCCUUUUGCUUCCUUAAAACUCUCAUACUGAUCUUCUAUCAAUUACAACCCUCGUUUUCCAUCCAUUCAAAAUCUAUAUCAUAUACUUAAUUAGGUGUCUAGUAGUCUAUUUAUAUUUGUGUAUCACAUGUACUUAAAUUGGUACAUAUAUAUAUAUUCACGUACGUAUACAUAUUCGUAUGUGGGUGCAUGUUUGUGUUUAUAUGUUUAUGCAUGGUUAGUAUAUUGCAUGGUUUGCUGUCUUAUACAGAACCAUAUAUAUAUAUGUAUAGCAAACAUUAUAGGGCGUAGAUUUACAUAUUUGGUGUACUAUUUACCAAAUAACUAUUGUAUUGUGAAACUUGACUUGUGCGUCUAUAUGUGAGAGCUUGAAUGAUCAGGAAGCAUAUGUACGUUAUAUGGUAUUGGGCAAAGGAUAAUUAAUCAUUUUCUUGUCUGCUUGUUCAACGAACGUGCUUAAAACCAAAUUAUAUAUAUAGAUUACUAUCCGCUGCGGUCAUCUAAUUUCUUUUCGACUGUUAAUAUAUUACCGGAACAAUUAGCAUUAAAACUAUGCAAGU